UCUGUACCUGAAAGGCUGUUUCUUUGACUACUUAAUCAUGUCUGUGAAAGGUGGAAGUUAUGGGGGAAAAGGGUUUGCCCAUUCAAAUUCAAAUAGGAUCAAAUGUUAUCUUUGUGAACUGAGGGGCUGUAAGUAUUGUUGUAAAGACUGUCCUCCUUUUUCAUUUAAACCACUUAAAAAAGAUAAGGUAUUAAAAAGUCUUGCCUAUGAAGAUAGUGGUGCAGGAGAACAGUAUGACAGCAGCCUCUCGGGGAACAAGAAGGAAACCAUGCAGAACCUUAAUGAUCGUUUGGCCAACUACUUGGACAAAGUCCAUGAACUGGAGGCAGCCAAUGCGGAACUGGAACGCAGAAUUAAAGAAUGGCAUGACAAGCAACACACUGCCAGUGAUGGAGAAAAGGACUACAGCAAGUAUUUCGCUAUAAUUGAUGACCUAAAACUGAAGAUAAUUAAUGCAACAAAAGACAAUACAGGAAUCCUACUACAGACUGAUAAUACCAGGCUGGCUGCUGACAACUUCAGGCUCAAGUAUGAUAAUGUGCGAGUCCUUCACCAUUCAUUGGAGGCUGAUACCAAUGGUCUCCAUAAAGUAAUGGAUGAUCUUACCCUGUCCAAGUCUAAGCUACAACCCCAACUUGAGAGUCUCACUGAGGAACUGGCUUAUCUCAAGAAGAAUCACGAGGAAGAAAUGCAGGGUGCCCCAAAGCCUACACUUGGUCAAGUUAAUGUGGAAAUGAAUGUCGUGCCUGGUAUGGACCUGACCAAAAUACUGAAUGACAUGAGAGCUCAGCAUGAAGCACUGGCUGAGAAGAACCGCAGAGAAGCUGAAGAACGUUUCAACAAAAUGUCUGCAGAUCUGAAACAACAAAUAUCUGCUGGGGCGGGACAAUUGCAGACAAGCAAAACUGAGAUUUCAGAACUUAAAAGAACCCUCCAAGCUCUUGAAAUUGAACUUCAGUCCAAAUUUGCCAUGAAACAAUCUCUGGAGCUGACUUUGGCAGAAACUGAGGGCAGUUACUGUAUGAAACUGUCAAGUAUUCAGGUGACCAUUUCCAGUAUAGAAGAAAAGCUGGCACAGAUCAGAGCAGACUCAGAAUGCCAGCGCUUAGAGUACCAACAGCUCUUAGACAUCAAGACAAGGCUGGAACAAGAGAUUGAAACAUAUCGUAAACUCCUGGAUGGAGAAGGGAGCAAACAAACCAGGGACUUGGAAAAAGGAAGGGGCAGUGGCUCUGGAACAAAUAGCAGCAUUGGUCAAAGUGGGCCUGGCGCUGGCCCCAUUGAUUCUGGAGUGAGAACCAUCAAAGUGAAGAAAAUUGUUGAAGACGCGGUGGAUGGAAGGGUUGUGUCAGUGGAGGAAGAGGUGCGGAAGGUAUAAAGCAAAAUAAUCAAUCACCACCUUCUGUGUUACUUUAAGGAAGGAACUUUCUGGGCUUGGCCUUUUUUUUCUUGUUUUAUGAGGCUCCUUGAUGCUGGAUCUAUUAUUUACAUUUUUAUUUCAACAUUUGACACGAUAAACAUACAGAGGCUCCUUUACUUGGCUGGAGCAAGCUUUUAAACUGCCACCACCAUGUUGUGUGUCCAACUGUGAUAGGCAGUCACCACAGUACAGUAGAGAACAGUGUGUCCAUGCUAAUUAUCAUUUGUUUAUUUAUGCUAUUAGAAACCUAUAAUGUAGUUCUAUGAUUUUGAAAAAUGUGAGGGAAACAAACAACCAGGAGAAAAGGAAGGGAGAUUUGGUUGGAAAUUAUAUAAAGAACCCAUCAUUACAGUGCAAACAUGCUAUCCACUGCACCACCAUACAAAAAAAGACAUUGUAAUGUUAUUUAUAUAGUGCUGAAUGCAAAAAAAAUGCUCCAAAGGUCAAAGAAACACAGCUUAGAACGCAUAUGAAUGUGGGAAAUGAAGAGAACAAAAAUAAAGGUGAUUGCUAAGCAGCAAACUUGGGAAACUGGGGUUAUAAGGAUCUCUUUGACAUGGAUAAUGAUGUUGGGCAGGGAAACAGAAGAAGGAGGUGGGAUGGCAUCAUUGGGGUUAUUUGGAGACAUAUGAGCUAUGCAUGGGUACCCUCUUCCUUAUUAGCCUGCCUGAAAAAGUCACCUUAUAUACAUACCCCAAACACAUAAUACAGUGACAGACAGUGCAACCUGUUGGCAAAUACCACCCAACAGGAGAAAAAGAGGAGAAGUUUGGUAACAUCUGAAUGGUUUAGGCUCCCUGAAAGCACUUGAUGCUGUGAUGCCUAAUAAUGAAUUCAGAUGACUGCUUAUACACCAUUAUUAAUACUUAAAAAUAAACAUCCAUUAGUAAAAUGGUAGAAUUCAUUAUUUGCAAGGUACACAAAUAGUAUUAUAACACCAAACAUCGAAUUCAUGACAGGGAAAGAUUCCGUAAUUUGUUCUACAAUAUGCAAUAAAGGAGCUGAAUAAUACAAGGCACAAUAUAGAGUUAAGCCUAAAAAAACAUGUCCUUAAUAACCCUAUAGGGCAUAUUUUUUAGUAUAAGGUAUGCUAGCCACUUCUUUGCUUGCUUUUGGUCAAUAUCCCAUGAUGUUCUUAUCAUGUAAUUCUGCCUCUUCACUGUUCUUGUUAAGCCUCGCAUAUUAAACACUCUUUUACGCAAUGAUA
Molecule: messenger RNA, 2627 nt
Organism: Xenopus laevis (African clawed frog)
Lineage: Eukaryota; Metazoa; Chordata; Amphibia; Anura; Pipidae
Gene: krt56.L
Product: keratin 56 L homeolog
Exons: 8
Coding region: 38-1378 (446 amino acids)
Source: RefSeq, a predicted model, not a curated record